This is a messenger RNA of Contarinia nasturtii (swede midge), 1984 nucleotides long. Its product is annotated as organic cation transporter-like protein. The transcript is spliced from 8 exons. Gene Ontology annotation, biological process: transmembrane transport. Bases 131 to 1768 code for a protein of 545 amino acids. Gene Ontology annotation, cellular component: membrane. Gene Ontology annotation, molecular function: transmembrane transporter activity. NCBI's taxonomy places the organism in Eukaryota, Metazoa, Arthropoda, Insecta, Diptera, Cecidomyiidae. The record is from RefSeq and is a predicted model, not a curated record.
UCAUUCAGAUUUGAUUCGUUGGCAAGGAAGCACGUUGGACACGCGCUACGAAGAGAAAUACGUGCGACGCAAAGUUAAAUAUUGUGUUUUGUGAAACUGUCAGUACGUUCGUAUUAAAAGUCGCGUGAAAAUGGGUUUGGAGGAUGGUGCUGAUUUUACCAUCGAUAGAAUAUUUUCCGAAAUCGGCGAUUUUGGUGUAUUUCAAAUAGUAACAUUCUUUCUAAUUUGCAUUCCAAACACUAUUGCCGCAUCAUUUGUUUUGAAUUAUAUGUUCGCCUCUACUUCGCUCGAGCAUAGGUGUAAAGUACCAGAAUGUGAUUUGGGUGAUAAUAAUCGUGAGAUAAGCUAUGAUCAACCGUGGCUUCACUACGCCAUUCCAUCAACGGACAAAGGUUAUGAAAACUGCGUUAGAUAUGCACCAAUUAAUUUAUCAAUGUCGAAUCAAUGUGAUGCCAAUGGUUUCAAUACAUCAACACGAAUCGGAUGUACGGAAUUUAUUUAUGCAACCGACGAGAUAAAUGUUCAGACAGAGUUCAACAUCCAUUGCGAGGAUAGCUAUAAGUUGGCCUUGAUCGGGUCUGCUAACACGAUUGGCCGGUUUAUAUUUUUGCCAAUAACCGGUAUACUCUCAGACAAAUUCGGGAGGUUGCGUGUGGUAUUAAUUAGCAUGUUAUGUUGCAGUGUGUUUGGCUUGAUCAAGUCAUUUUCCAUUGAUUAUGCAAUGUAUAUUGUGCUGGAAUUCCUUGAGGGAACAGCAAACACUUGUAUAUACUGUGGAUUUUUCGUGCUUGCUAUUGAGUGGGUCAGUUCGCGUUAUCGCGCACUUGGCAUUGCAUUAAUCGGUACCACAUUUUCGUUAGGUGAAAUGCUGUUGGGUUUUCUGGCCAUGUAUAUUCAUAAUUUCCGUUAUUUGCUUCGUGUACUUUACGCUCCUGGACUACUUGUUGUCUUUUACUUUUGGUUGGUACCGGAAAGUGUUCGAUGGCUGCUUAUUACCGGCCGAAUUGAUCGUGCAAUCAAAACUCUACAACGAAUUGCCAGAGUAAAUGGCAAAACAUUGAGUGAAAAGUCAAUUGAAGUACUGCGGUUGCAAUAUCCAUCGGGUGCGAAGCAAAAUAGUCACCUUUCUAAUGAAGAGAAAAACGGAGAGAAUCUAUCGAUAUUUCAACAAAUGAAAUUGGUAGUUGCAUCGCGAAAACUCGGAUUGCGUUUAUUAAACUGUGGCUAUCUAUGGGCCACUUGUUGCUUUUGUUUUUACGGAUUGAGUCUGAUUUCAACACACAUUCCCGGUGCUAACCGCUACUUAAGUUUCAUUAUUGUUAUCGCGGUAGAAAUUCCGGGUGCAAUUUUGGGAGCCAUGUCCACUAACAAAUUUGGACGAAAGAAUCUCUUAUUCUAUUCAUUGACAUUGUCUGGUGUAUCAAUUUUAAUUGCACCAUGGAUACCAAAGGAUAAAUCGUUAAUUGUACUGAUAUUGUUCAUGCUGGGCAAAUCAUCAAUCACUUUCGCUUUUAAAGUUGUUUACGUUUUUACCGCUGAACUAUAUCCAACAAACAUACGUGGAACGAUUAUGAAUAGCUGCUCAAUGAUCGGACGUAUCGGUGCGGUACUUGCAACAUUUAAUGGACACUUGAUGGCAAAACAUCCAAUCGUACCAUUCUUAUUAUUUGGAACUAGUGCCAUUGUGGGCGCGGUGCUGGUGCUAUUGAACCCAGAAACAUAUGGAAAAAAAUUACCAGACACCAUCAAAGAAGCAAAAGAUCUUUGAAUUUAUGUACAAAGUACAAAAUUAUAGUAUUCAUAGUGCUAAGCAAACUCUAGAAGUAAUCAGUGUUUAAAGAAACAUAUCCUAAAUCUUGUGUAUAUACAAGUUAGAAAUUAAAAUCAUGUAAAAAAUAUUUCGACAUUGGUAUUUGGUAAACUUAAUGAAAUUUGAUUAGCCUAGACUCGAGUCUUCGGAUGAUUUCUAUGCAAAUCAUGUUUA